Messenger RNA from Auanema sp. JU1783, 4791 nucleotides. The record is from the annotation of a GenBank genome assembly. NCBI's taxonomy places the organism in Eukaryota, Metazoa, Nematoda, Chromadorea, Rhabditida, Rhabditidae.
AUGGCCUUAUCUGUGCUUCUGGCAGCGGAUUCUUUGAAAGCAGUUAUACCAUGUAGUUUACUGUCGGCAUCUAUGCUUCCUUUUGCUAGUUUAUCUCUUGGCAUAGGAUCAUUAUCUUGGGUAGUACCGAAGAAGACAUUUUUGGCUUUGGAUAAUACACUUUACAAAGCAUAUAUGAGACUUUGUUUGUUUGUUUUCGAAAAUGUGUCUGGAGUUGAGCUCAAACUGCAUGGGGAUCUCGAAGCUCUGAGAAAUAUGAAAGAAUCUGUCCUAGUUCUUUCCAAUCAUCAAACGAAUGUUGAUUGGGCAAUCAUCAUGAUGCUUGCUGAUAGACAAGGCAAAGACGGUUCAUCCGUAGGUUUUAGAGUAAUGGUCAAGAAUGCUAUACAUUAUGUGCCUUUGUUCGGUUGGUAUAUCUUCCAGCACGGAUACAUAUAUGUUAGACGCUUUGGAACAUUCAUCGGCACCCCAGUUUUGAAGCAGUUGAAAUGGCUCGACAGUAUUGGCGAGAGUUACUGGCUAUUGGUUUUCCCGGAAGGUACACGCUUCACCAAGAGUCACCCUCAGAAGAUCAAACAAAGCCAAGAAUUUUGUAGAACAACUGGAAUGCGGCAAUUGGAGAAUGUAUUAUGUCCUAGAGUUGGCGGUGUUCAGAUGGCUGUUGAAAAUUUGAAAAGCCUAGAUGCUAUUUACGAUAUAACCAUUGGCUAUGGUCAAACGAGAAACACAAACCGCAGAGGCUAUGCUCCUGGUAUGUUUGAGUUUGUAUGUGGCGCUCUGAAAGGACGGUAUGUUUCCGUUCAUAUCAAACGUCAUUCUAUCAAUGACGUUCCUAAAGACAAGUUAAACCUCAAGAACUGGAUGAUGCAGAUAUAUGAAAACAAGGACAAGUUGAUGAACCGAUUCUACGAAACUGGCGAGUUCCCUGAUAAAAUUAAUGAAAUUGAGCCGGCACUUCCCAUCAUGAGAACUUUACCUCCAACGCUGUUUUUCAGUGGAGCGUUGUUAUCUGCUUACUACUUGCCCCAUAGCACGAAAGAGAAGACCACACUUCCUGCAAAAGAAUCAUCUAUGAUGUUCGCACCGCCAGAGCCUGAGAAGGAGUAUUGUCCAGGAAAAGAUAUCACCGUAUGUCUAGAGUUGUUUAAAUCCUUGUCUGCUCGAGACGGAAACAGUGCGAGAAUCGCUCAAGAAAUUCUAUCAACUACUCUUUCUCUCACUGACAACUUGAAUACCUUUUGCCGUUCCUCAAUAAUUGUAACUUGUCUUAAGAUCAUUCAUGAUGCUGGUGAAGUUGACGACCUCAUACAAGCAGUCGAAGAUACAGCAGAAUGCUAUAGGAACAGUCCAACAUUUUUCAAAAUGGUUUUUUUGGAAAGGCUAAGAACGUGCGAGUUUUUUUUGAUUCAAACUCUGUUUGCAACGCGCUUCCAUUCCGUGCAUGAUUCUUUUCCAAGACAUUUGUUGUUCGAUAACACUUACACCUACAAGAAGGUUUUCAAAAUAUGUAAUUAUCAUUUGUUGGGCUUCGGAGAAAACACAUAUUAUAAUAUCGGUGUACCCACGAAGGGCGCGACUUCGUCUGCACAUCAGAUCAGUUUCAGAACCACUGAAAUAAUGAAAGUGUCGAUGAGUGAUCAGCAUACGCUGUUCCUCGACUCGAACAACCAGGUUUUUGGAUGUGGCUCCACUUCGAAGGGUCAACUAGGCUUCGUGUCUGGAACCAUUGCAGUGACUCCUAGUCGAAUAGAUUUACCAAAUUUGGGAAACGAAAUAGUCGUGGAUAUUUUAGCAAUGGAAGGAUUUUCUUUAUUUUUAACUCAACGAUCUCUCUAUGUUUGUGGAGACUACAAGAUGAUCAUCCCUGAAUCAAAGGAUCCUCAAGUCAAGAAAUUUGUAUUAUUCGAGAAUAUCGACUGUUAUGAUAUGACGAUCACUGCAAAUUCAGAUUACAUUUGUAUCUAUGCUCUGAAACUCGUUUUCCUCUGUGGUUUUCUUUCCGAUGAGUAUACACCUCCAUUCUUGAAGUGCUGCCGGGAUACUUUCAUAAAUGAGAACUAUAUCUACAUUAAAAAAAAGGGAUAUAAACGAUCUGACAGUUUCAAACUAAACACUUUUGACUCCAAAAACAUUGAUCAUAGGAAUGAAGCAUUACCAUCGUUUGAAAUUAAUUCUGGAAAUCACCGUAGAGUUUCCUUGCAAUACAGCCGUGGUCAGCGAUAUGAGUUUCUUUUCUGUAUAAUGUCACCCGUGUUCAUUGAGAAUGACAAUACUGUUACUCAACAUCGAUCGUUUGAAAUAUAUCUCAGAUCGGGAGAAAUGGUUCCUUAUGUUUUUCUGCUAAAUGGACUACGUGUGUACUUGAACAUAUGGCAGUUUGAAGUGUCCAAAGAAGGUGACAUAAUAUUGUUAGCGCAAACUUAUAAGCUACAAACUGAUAGUUCUAUUGGGAGAAUGGGAGCUAUUCUAUACCGAGGAAAGUUUAAACUUAGGAAGAGGAAGCUAAGAUGUGAUCAAGAGUUCGUAUAUGCUCCUCCGAAAAACGAUAUUGAGGCUCAGAUGCGUAAAUCGUACUGGGAAAUACCUCUUGAGGAAAUCCCCAACACUCACGGAGCAACUUUUUUAUCAGCAAGCCCUGAUCUCAUGAACGUUAUUUACAAAAUAGAGGCUGAUCAGUCUUUCGAUGAUGGUGAUUGGGGACAACUGAAGUGGCGAUCAGUGGACUUCGAAUAUCUGCAAGGAAAACAAAAAGAAGACACUAUUGAAGCUCAAGAGAUUGUUAAGGUUAUUUCGAAGGAGUACACCAGUUUUCUCACAUCUUUUGAAAUUAUUGGUUAUCGGAUGCCGGCUCUUCUGCCUUUCAUUAAAAACAGUGUUCUUGAUUUUUCCGAGGCUGCCAAAGUGUUAGAGUUGAAUGAGGAGUGUAAUUCCGUCUAUCGCUUUCUGAUUGGACAUCCUUUUUCUGAAUCGUUUUAUGAAAAACUACGGAGGAACGUUUCUGUACGACCAGGUCCUUUAGUGAAAAUUAUUAGCCAAUGCGGAAUUACAGUUAGAAAACAAGGACAGAGAACUAUAAGGUUGAGUAAGACGGAAAGUGUUGAUGAUGUUAUACCGAAAGAUUGCACUCUCAUAUCCACAGAUGGGUUGCGAUUUUAUUCGAAUCAAAAUUGGUUGAGGCUUCAUUCACAGUACAUUUCUCUUGCCUUGAAUUAUUGUUCCGAUUUCACACUUUCACUCGACUAUUCUGGUGCCAUAAUCCAAAGAGUUCUCAACUUUUUAGAAAAACCUGAGUUGUUACUAGAUUCUAGCUUUGACGAGAUAUAUCAAAUAUUCACUUUUUGUGAUCAAUACAUGUUCGAAGCAUUAAUGGAGGAUUGCUUGCAAACUAUAUUCUAUAGAGCAACUCAUCUUCACUGUGAAGAAUUAUUCAACAUCUAUUUUUCAUUACCAUCCUAUCAUGAUUUGAUAGUUAGUUUGUUCGUAGAUCGUCUCGAUCUUCUAUGCUUCUUCUCAAACUCCGCCUUAGCUCCGAUAGAACUUUUAAAAGAAAUAGAACCUUUAGUUAGUUCAGUGUUGAAGCCUAGUACAGCUCUCACUCCUCUUUCGCUCGAUCACAACUUCACGAGUAAACGUGAAGAUUGGUCAGUAGUUCUUGUCAUGGAUGAGACUCUAGGUAAACUUAUGAAGGGCAACACAAAGAAUCAGAGAAUCAGAAAAGAAGUUGAUGAAAUCAUCGAAUAUCAAGCUGCUACAGGUUUUCUAGAAUUUUCAUUAAGGAGCAACCUAGACCAAUACGAGUUCGACGGUUCUUUCUCUGAGGAACCAACUUGCCAAGCGUUUCUUGAGAAGUACAAACGGGCUUUGUUAAAGGUGGCGGACUCGAAGUUAAAAGCAUCCAAGGACAGAAAGAGAAAAAAAGAUUCUCGACUACCGCUUGAACCACCUAUUCCUCCUACUCAACCUUUUCCUGAACCCCGUUUGAGUCUUGAACAUGAUUUAUCGAACUCCUCAUCGUCUCCGCUUGUACCUAGUUCACAGCCAGACCCCAUUCCUAUUGAGCCUUGUUCGCCAACAGAAUCUUGCCGGCUCUCUGGAGUUUUCCAUACUCCGGACGAACUACAUAACUCCGAACUCUUAAACUUGUCCGGCCUACACGUCCAUGACGAGGAUAAUUCGAAGUGUAAAGAAUCCAAAUCUCCUUUUCUAGAAAAAGUUCAAAAAAUUGCAAAGCCAAAAAUGAGACCUAUGGGGAAGGGACAUAAAGCCAAUUAUUUGCUACAGGAGAGAGUCACGAACGAAGCUCCGUGGGCUAAUGCUUCCUCUCCGGGACCAUCAACUUCACUAGCCGCUAUUCAAGCGGAGGAAAAAGAAAAGGAACAGCAACAGCGGUUAGAUAAUCCACAGCCAAGAUCGAGACGUACUGUAUGGAAAAGUGAAUCAGAAGAGUCAAGUCAUAAUUUGUCUUUUUGUGAGAUUAUGAAAGAAGAGAAACAGAAGACGGAAGAUGAAAAGAAGAAGUUCUCUCGCCCUCUCGCUUUUAUUGAAGAAGAAGAGAAGGCUGCCAAGGAAUUACAACAGUUGUAUGAGCAGAAUGUUGGAGAUGAGAUGUUGGUUUCGGUGGACUUUGAGGAAGAACAACUAAAUGAGCCUGUUUGGGUAUCAAGCAUUGUACGGCGUUUCGGUUUGAAAGGUGACCAAUCGGAUCUAUUUCUUGGUAUGACUUUUCGUGGACGGUAUGAUCGCCACAUGGCACUCCAUGGUUCUGAAGGAAACCGAGCAUUCUUGAAAUGA